AUGGAUGAUGCUCUCUGGGCUUACAGGACAGCUUUUAAAACUCCCAUUGGCACAAUCCCUUUUAGAUUAGUUUAUGGGAAAGCUUAUCAUUUACCUUUGGAGUUGGAACACAGAGCAUAUUGGGCUGUAAGGACACUGAAUUUUGACUUAAAGGGUGCUGGAGAAAAGAGAAUGUUGCAAUUAAAUGAACUUGAGGAACUUAGACUCAAUGCUUAUGACAAUGCCAAGCUUUAUAAGGAAAGAACUAAGAGAUGGCAUAAUAAGCACAUUAGGAGGAGAGAAUUUCAAGAGGGAGAUGUUGUUCUCUUAUAUAAUUCCCAGUUAAGGUUAUUUCCUAGGAAAUUGAAGUCAAGAUGGUCAGGACCUUACACAGUUACAAAGGUAUAUCCAUAUGGAGCUAUGGAGAUAGGGAAUGAAACCUCAGGUACUUUUAAAGUUAAUGGGCAAGGACUAAAACACUAUAUUGUUGGAGAGCCCACGCAAAAGGUUGUAGAGGUUUCAUGGCUUAGUUCCCAAACUGAGGAUAUUUAG
This is a messenger RNA of Hevea brasiliensis (rubber tree), 531 nucleotides long. RefSeq lists its product as uncharacterized. The transcript has a single exon. The record is from RefSeq and is a predicted model, not a curated record. Bases 1 to 531 code for a protein of 176 amino acids. Lineage: Eukaryota; Viridiplantae; Streptophyta; Magnoliopsida; Malpighiales; Euphorbiaceae.